Molecule: messenger RNA, 378 nt
Organism: Clunio marinus
Lineage: Eukaryota; Metazoa; Arthropoda; Insecta; Diptera; Chironomidae
Source: the annotation of a GenBank genome assembly
AUGCUCAGAUGUGUGGCAGACGUUAAUUUGAGUAGUUCGGUGUUCUUCAUGGAAUGUAAAAAACGAAAAGAAAAUUUACAUGACAGCGCAGACAUAAAGUGUCAAUCUCAAUUAAAGUCGACAAUUCUCAGACAAAUCAAUCUUUUCUCGUCAAGCUUGCUGCAGACUAGCCCGAUUGUAGGUAGAUUGAGAAGCACUCAAAUAAAUGUCAUAAAUGACAUUAAAAAGAAUCACGGAAAAGUUAAAAAUGAUGGCAAAAGAAUAGAAUUGUUUAUUAUGGUUUGGGCAAAGAAUAAACGAAAAAAAAAAACUGAGUGUAAAAGUCGGUUAUCUUCAAGCAACCCAAUGUGCCCUGAGAUUCGUUAUCAGAAAUGUUGA